UUUUGACUGGUUACCUUGCAGAACUACCUCUUUUAAACAGAUUUUGAUGAAAGGAUUUAAACCAGUCGACAUAUCAUAGACAUGGAAGGUCCAGAGAGAGUAAAGCUGAAUCUAAAGCCCUGCAGGAAUUGUGGGAGAACAUUCAAUCCAGAGUCAUUGGUAAAGCACGAAAAAUCAUGUAAGACUGUGAAUAAACCUCGAAAGGUUUUUGAUACAUCUAAACAAAGAGCGACAGAUGACUUGAGUUUGAAACAGAUUAAGAAUGCCCAGAAAAAGGCUGCAGCUGAGGCACAGAAAAAAGCUGUAGCUGAUCAGAAAAAACAAGUUGCUCCGCCCAAGUCUCAUUGGAGACAGAAACACGAGGAGUUUGUACGAAACAUUCGUGCUGCUAAACAAGCCCAAGUUGCUAUUGACAGUGGCGGCCCACUCCCACCACCACCACCCCCAUCGGAGAAUCCAGACUACGUAACAUGUCCGUACUGCAGUAGACGGUUCAACGAGAAAGCGGCAGAUCGUCACAUCAACUUCUGCAAGGAGCAACAGAAGCGCGUCCCAGCAAAACGAGUUCCGUCACAGCAGGAACAAAAACGAGCUGCAGCAACUAAGUACCAGCCACCAAAACCUAAAGUACGUGGUUCUCCUGGUGACUCUCCUAUGGCAGGAGGUGGAUAUGGUUCAUCGGGUUCAUCAAGGGGAGGUUACUCUGGUGGCGCACCUCCCAGGGGGGCACCUGCAGGAGUAAGAGGCACACCACCUGGUCCUGAAAUGGGUGGUAGAUCUGCAGGAGGGUAUAGUUCUGGCUCCCAAGUUUCUCGAGGCCGGGCUCCAGCCGGGGGUGCCGCUAGAGGUCGCCAGGCUCCUGCCUCCCAAGGAACCUAUGCAAAUAAAUACGGUGAUGCCAAUUCUGGUCAAAAUGGUUUAAUGGCUGAUCCCCUUCGAGUUCUGUCAGGGCGGUCCUUAAAACUUAGGGAAGACAGAAGGCCCGCCUCCAGAGAUAAACCUUCCAAUCAGAACAAUGUAUUAUCAACCAAUAGGGGCGCUAUGGACGGUAAAAAUCAUGCACGAUCGGCCAACAAAUCAUCACCAUCAUCAGGUCAUAAUCUACAUGUUACAGACUCUGGUUACCAUAGCAACAGUUCGGAAACCGAUGCCGCUGUUCCCAGAAUCCGAAAAGUGGGUCGGCCGAGUAGUGGCGUCGCUAAAUUCUGUCAUGAGUGCGGCACCAAAUAUCCAACAGCUCAAGCCAAAUUUUGUAUGGAAUGUGGCAUUAGAAAAAUAGAAAUACAUGCAAGAUAAAGAAAGAUAACUCUGAGUGGCUUACUUGACAUUUUCCCCUGAAAAUGAUUUUGAGUUGUCUCCCUUUAAUCAGGAGCAACACAGGUUACUUCAGGAGUAGAUUUAUUAUGUUAAGUUUUUGUUUCAGUUACAAAUAUGGGUAUCUUGUCAUAUGAUUAGUUUGGUUUAUAUUUUCACUGUUUGAGUCUUCUAAAUGUUGAUGGUAUACAAUUUGUCAUUGCAAAAAGUUUGAGUUAUUUUGAAAACGAUUUUUGGCAUGACUUCCAAGAUUUUUGACAUGGUUUCAAAAUUUGUAUGAGCAAUUGUUCAAUGUUGGGCGUUUUUAUAUAUCUUUUAAGUUAAUCAGUUUUUAAACACAAAUAAACAGAAAUGUUCUGGUUCAUUUAAUUAAAAAAAAAGAAAAGAUUAAUAUUGUUAAAAGAAAAAAAAAAAGAGGAGGUUUGAUUUUGAUUAUUUUAUGAACUAUUAUUUAGUUGGAUUUUUUCGCUAUAAGUAAUAGAUUGGCUGGUAAAAAAAAUUACCAGACUGUGAAUACCAUUUAAGCAGUCCUGCAAGCAGUAAAGAUUUGGACACAGUCUAAAUUAUUUUUGAUAUCUUGCCAAUUUUGCAUGGUACUACACUUCUUGUUCUGUUUUUUUACACAACUACACAUUCCAUGGCUUGUUAAGAAAUGUUAAUUUAUCCAUCAUUAUAUGAAUAUUCAUCAUAACUUAUUUCAUCAUAUUUGGUCAGUUAUGAAAAUCUUAUAAGCACCUUUGUGACCAUGAGUAACAUUGAUUCCGUUGGUUAAACAAUAUAUAAUAAGCAUUUUUAUGACCAUGAGUGACAUUAAUACCAUGGAUGCACUAUAUCUUAUAAGCACCUAAAUUACCUUGAUCAGGAUAUGUUCUUGUCAUUUAAAAGCUUUAAAAGAAAUUAGACAGGGACAUGCUAAUAUAUGUUAAUAAAAAUAAAAUUAUGCUCAUUUUAUAUGACCUUUGGAUGGAUAGAUUACAUUUAAUCACUUUUAUAACAGCGCUUAAUCUCAUAUACAUGGUAGUACAACUACAUGUUCAAUAAGAGAUUUUAAUUAUUAUGAUGUAAAAAAAAUGUCAAUGAAAUUGAAUUGUCGCUAUGGUAACAGAUGUUUAUGUAAGGUACAUCAGCUUGUCAUAGAUUAUAGAUAUUAUAUACUAGGUAGAUAUUUCAAUUAAUUGUGUUGUCGUGCACAGAAUUUUACAUACAUGUAUUUAUUUAUUUUAUUUGUCAUUUUUACAUUUGGAAAAUUGCAUGAUUUCUUGGUUGUUUUUUUUUAUUUUUUACAAAAGAAAUGUCCAUGGUUAUCAGUUGGGUUAAAAAAUACAUAACUUUGUUGUCAAGGAGAUUGAAAUAUUAAGGGUGUUUUUAUUCUUGCCCUAUACAGCCGAACCCUGUGUUAAAGACCACCUUCAAAUAAAGACCACCCCAUAAAUAAAGACCACUCUUCGACCAUCCUACAUUGAUAAACAUACAACAGUAUAGUCAUAGUUAUUGGUCAUGACUUGUAGAUACCCCCGAUUGAGGUCACAAUUUUGGGGUCACAAGGUCAAGGUCACAGGAUCCUUAAAUGUCAGAAUAGUUAAACUCUAAAUAAAGACCACUUAACUACAAUGGCCAUGUAUGGAAUCUCCUUCGGAUGGACUUUAUUCACAAGUUUUAUUGUAUUUUACAUUGAUGACAUACUUAAAGGUGGGUUAGUUUGGCAAAUCCAUAUCUGCUUGGUUAAAGGGGUCAUAUUGUGAUGGUGGAAUAUUCCUGAUUUUUCGAAGGACACAACUGGUGAUCAUGGACAUAGUGUAAUAAGUUUGCUUGAAUAUCUAAAUGGAGGGUGCACUUUAUACCAAGUAUAAAAGACAUAGAAUUAUAUUCAUUGUGUUUAUAUGUUAUUGUUGUUUUGAAAGAGAGUGAAUUGUAAAGGCUUUCAUAUGUAACCAGGUGAAUAAGGAAGUUUUACUUAGAUAGUUUUCUCUAUUAUAUUUAUGUGAUAUAUAUAAACUUCAUACUGUAAAUAGAGGGUCAAUGUCUCGCUGGGAAUAUAUAAUGAUUUGUACAGUAGUUUUGAUUGGUAGAACUCAUUUUGUAAAAGAGUCUCUGAUUGGCUGAUAUAAUUAUCAAUUUAUAUUUGAAAACUCCAUGUACUUUGAAUGGUUUUUGAAAUAGUAACAAACAGUUGAUGUGAUAACAGGUAUGCUGAAUUGUUUGAUUGGUUGUAGUUUUAUAUAACAGGUGCUCUGAUUGGUUGAAUCAUAUAAAGAAGAUUUUUCAAAAAAUUAAACAAUAAACAGUUCAUUCUAACAUAAAAUAACUCAAGUAAGGGGUUGAAUUUCAUGAUUUAUAAAUACUCACAUGUAAUAUUCUGUAAGAUAGGUAAAAAGUAUAUUUAGGUAAACUAUCAUUAAUAGUGCAAAUUAUGUCAAGCUUGCAUCAUUUUGUAGUCAUCAUUUUGUGAUAUGUUACUAUAUAUAUAUAGAUAUCUUGGGGGCAUAUUUGCUUUUAUCAUGAAGCACGAUAUUUAGUUAAACUUCAAACUACAUAUUUCUCAGACUGUAAAUAUUCAAGUAGUGUCACCAUUACCAUAUUGUCACAUUAGUGCAGUAAUGUGUUAACUUUUUGUAUAAUUUAAUAGGAGUUAACCUGUAACUGCACUAAGGUGUCAAUAUGCACAUUAUUAUUUUUGCUAAGCAUGGUACGUUUUCAUUACCAGUGUUUAGCCCAAACAUUAACCAUAAAGAGGAACCACCUGACAUGUGCUUUGUUUUUUUCCCCUUUUAUUUUCUUUAAUACCGUAUACAUUCUAAUAGUCAACUAAUGUUGUGACCCAUUAACACCUGUACAUUGUUGUGUUCAAAUUACGAUUUUUACAUCUUAAAUAUGUUUACAGGUAUUUCUUUAAUUAUAUAAUAUAGAUGAUUUUUAUUUUACAUUUUCAUGAGUAUCAUAAUGUGUUUUUAUUCUGUCACACCAUAAGAUAUUUCUCGAUUCCAAGGCAUUUCAGUCUUGAUUGUGAGGGUUGGAAGGGGGUUUGGGGGUGAGAAUCCAUGGGGUAGGGGGUUGUAGAGAAGCUAUCUAUGAUGGGAUCAUAGCAAAUGUCAUAAGAUAUUCUAAAUCAUUGUGUUACGUAGAUGCAUAAUAUGUAAUCAAGGUAAAGGGCACAUGUAUUUAUGCAAUAUAGCAAGACCAAACAUCAUAUAUAUAUAUAUAUAUUAUAUCAUCCAUUUCUUUAGUAGACCUGUAUUUGAAAUCCAAACAACACAUAUUGAUAUUGUCAAGUUGCGAUAUGUUACUAUUUAUAUGCUGCAGCUUCAUUGUUGUCUAUUUUUCAUAAUUGUACAAGAUUGUAUUGCAAAUUAGAUGUCGUUAUUGCAAGUAAGAAGGCAUUAUUGCAAGUUAUAAGCUGUCAUAAGCCUUUAUUGCAAGCAAAAAGCCUCUUUUGCAAGUAAGAAACCUCCAUUAAUUAUUAUAAGACUUUAUUCAAGUUUUGAAGUCUAUUGUAAGUAAGAAGUCAUUAUUGCAAGUUAGAAGCUGUUAUAAGAAAUCAUAUUUGCAAGUUAGAAGCUAUUAUUGCAGUUAGAAGUCAUUAUUGCAAGUAAGAAGUCAUUAUUGCAAGUUAGAAGCCAUUAUUGCAAAGUAGGACGCUGUUCUAAGCCAUUAUUGCACAGUAUAAAUCAGUAUUGCAAGUAAGACGUCAUUAUUGCAAGUAAGAAGUCAUUAUUGUAAUUUAGAAUCCCCUAUUAAAAAAAUUAGAAGUUGUCAUUGCAAAUUAGAAGUCAUUAUUGCAAAUUAGAAGUCGUCAUUGUAAAUUAGAAGUCGUUAUUGUAAAUUAGAAGCCACUGUUUCAAGUUAGAAACUGUUAUUGUAUACUCAAAGCCUUUUGUAAGAAAGUAGCUUUUUUUUUCAAAGUUGAAACUUUUUAAUAGCUCUAUGCAUGUCAUGGAUAUUGGAACAUUUUCUCUUUUCCCUUUUAAUAUGAACAAUGUUUUUCAGAAAAUUUCUAAUAUUGACCAACUUUUAAUAAACAUAAAAAUCUUUAAGUACAUUUGUAAAAUUCAGUUGAAGAAAAAGACCUUUAUACUGGCUAUUUUUAAGUUUUUAGCACUGAGGUCUUUUCCACAAUUUUCUGUUGUCAUAUUUUCACAAGUACCUUAUCUAGAUAGAUGGUGCAAGAGUAGUGUUUAAUUAUCUUGCACUUGAAAAAGAGCUGUAUGUAAAAAAAAAGGUAAAUCCAAUUUUCAAAAUUCAUGAGAUUUUAUCAUUAUUUUAUAUAUAUUUUAUCAAAGAAUAAACUGACUUGUGAUUGAGGAAUUUGUGUUUUAUGAAUAAGUUUUGUUUUCUAAGUGUUUAAAAAGAAAUUGGUAGGACAAUUGAAUAACUGCUUUGUUUUAUAUGAAACCAAAGAAUUUGAUUUCCAUAUAUUUAUUUUAUAAAAAACAAUUUUACUAUAAUAUGAAAGGGUUAAAGAAAGAUGAGUGCCUAUUUGAUUAAAUUAUUUACACUGUAUAUAUAUUUUAUUGUCCAUGCCGUCCAUUAUUUCAUAUUUUGCUGUCGUUAUUUUUAGCAGCUGAGAUAUUUUAUUUUUAUUUUUGAAUGAACAUUAUAAGAUUGAGCUACUCUGUGAUUAUAUGCAUUAAAAUUUGUUUAUUGUAAUUGUUCAAAAAUUUGUUAUAGGUACUGGGAAAACAAGCAUGUUUUAUCUAGAAUGUAUUUGUUUUCGGUUUGGCAGAUAGUAAAGGCAUUUUGAUUAAACAUUUACAAAAAUUAUAUGAAAGUCGCAUCUUCUAUGAAAGUCUAACAUGUUUUUUUAUUAUAGCCGACUUGAUUCUUGAGUACUAAAUUUAAAAAAAAAUUUUGCUUGUUUAGCUUUUCCAAAAAAUUUCUGUUUUAAGUCUUCAACAUGUGUAAGAAGUUGUUAAAAGUGUCUCUGUGGCUGAAUGGUCAUGGUUAUCUACUUCAAGUCACUUGUGGUCGCUUUGGGUUCGAAUCCUGUCAAUUAAAGAAAUCUACCAGCUAGCUUACGGAAGGUAGGUGGUUCUACUCAGGUGCCACUUUUUGCCUGAAAUAAUUCACAAAGGGUUACUUGAGAUCUUCCUCCAUCAGUAAAUGCUUACGACAAAUUUUGAAUUUUUAGCUCGACUAUUCGCAGAAUAAUCGAGCUAAUGCAGUCACCCAUUUGUCGGCGUCGGCGUCCCUGUGGUUAAGUUUUUGUAUGUAAGCUGGUAUCUCCAUAACUACUGAAGGGAAUGGAUUGAAACUUCACACAUAUGUUCUCUGUGAUUAUCUAAGAUGAUUGGCACAAGUCCCAUAACUCUGAAUUGCUUUUUUUCAUAAUUAUUUUUCGACUUAGAAAUUCUUGGUUAAGUUUUUGUAUGUAAGCUGGUAUCUCCAUAACUACUGAAGAGAAUGGAUUGAAACUUCACACACUUGUUCUCUGUGAUUAUCUCAUAUGAUUGGCACAAGUCCCAUAACUCUGAUUUGCUUUUUUUUAUAAUUAUGCCCCUUUUUCGACUUAGAAAUUCUUGGUUAAGUUUUUGUAUGUAAGCUGGUAUCUCCAUAACCACUGAAGGGAAUGAAUUGAAACUUCGCACACAUGUUCUCUGUGAUUAUCUAAGAUGAUUGGCACAAGUCCCAUAACUCUGAUUUGCUUUUUUUCAUAAUUAUGCCCCUUUUUCGACUUAGAAAUUCUUGGUUAAGUUUUUGUAUGUAAGCUGUUAUCUCCAUAACUACUGAAGGGAAUUGAUUGAAACUUCACACACUUGUUCUCUGUGAUUAUCUAAGAUGAUUGGCACAAGUCCAAUAACUCUGAUUUGCUUUUUUACAUAAUUAUGCCCCUUUUUCGACUUAGAAAUUCUUGGUUAAGUUUUUGCGUGUAAGCUGGUAUCUCCAUAACUACUGAAGGGAAUGGAUUGAAGCUUCACACACUUGUUCUCUGUGAUUAUCUAAGAUAAUUGCCACAAGUCCCAUAACUCUGAUUUGCUUUUUUACAUAAUUAUGCCCCUUUUUCGACUUAGAAAUUCUUGGUUAAGUUUUUGCAUGUAAGCUGGUAUCUCCAUAACUACUGAAGAGAAUGGAUUGAAACUUCACACACUUGGUCUCUGUGAUUAUCUAAGAUGAUUGGCACAAGUCCCAUAACUCUGAUUUGCUUUUUAACAUAAUUAUGC
Ruditapes philippinarum (Manila clam) is the source of this 7469-nucleotide messenger RNA. Its product is annotated as zinc finger C2HC domain-containing protein 1A-like. The transcript is spliced from 11 exons. NCBI's taxonomy places the organism in Eukaryota, Metazoa, Mollusca, Bivalvia, Venerida, Veneridae. The record is from RefSeq and is a predicted model, not a curated record. The coding region runs from base 82 to 1296 and encodes 404 amino acids.